AUUUAGCACCUUACUUUUAGUCGAUUACGACCAAUUUAGAUGGUCAAAAAAUGUAGUACUGAUAUACUACAUUCUGAUUGGUCCAGGAGCAUCUCACGCGGAUCGUGCCUAAUCACCGUCGGAUGCUCCUGAUCCAACGGCCCGCCUGUCUCACCCACGUCGCCCAACCCACAACUUGCACUCCCUCCCAUGCACCCAACCGCACCCAACCCCUCGUGCCCUCCUCUCUCUCUCUCGAACCCUAGCGCUCCACUCCUCCCUGGCCGCUGCCACCUCCGACGCCCUCUGUCCGCCACCACCUCCGGCGCCCUCUGUCCGGCGAGGUCCAUAUGGAUCGAUCCCCUCCAAUCCGCCACCACCUCUGGCGCCCUCUGUCCGGCGAGAUCCAUAUGGAUGGAUCCCCUCCAACCCUCCAACCCACGACUCCUCCUCCUCUCCUCCUCUCUGGAUCUCUGGAUCGACCCAACCGCCAGCCCCAAUUUGUUCAUUCAGUUAAUCGGCUCGGCUCCAUCGGCACGCCAAAUCUCCACGACCAGCCGCCUUUCCCUCCCGUAGCCGACAUGCCUAGGAAGGAGCGCAACGCCGAGGGCAGCCGGAGCUCGUCGCGGCGGUGGCGGCGGCGGUCGCCGUCCGACUCGGACUCCGACUCCGACUCCGGUGGCUCGCCCCGCCGGGGCCAGAGCCGCCACCGCCGCAGGAGCCGCCGCAAGGCCGCCCCGUCCUCCUCCUCCUCCUCCUCCAGCGGCGCGAGCGAUUCGCAGGCGUCCGGCUCCGGCUCCGACUCCGGGGACCGCCGAAGGAGGCGGAGCGGGAGCGCCAAGCGCGGGGGCGUCACCGAGGAGCAGAUCCUGGAGUACAUGUCCAAGAAGGCGCAGAAGAAGGCCGAGAAGGUGGCCAAGAAGAUGAAGGCCAACGCGGUGUCGGGCUACUCCAACGAUUCUAACCCUUUUGGCGAUCCCAACCUCACAGAGAAGUAUGCGCAUUCGCCCCCUCCUCCGAUAACAUUACACAUUGCAUUGGUGAUGCUUGCUUUACCAGUAGAAACUUGGGUUGGCACCUGUUUGCUUAUAUGCUCCUAACUUUGCUAUUACAACUGAUAACAUUACACAUUUCUGCUCCUAACUUUGCUGUUACAAACGUUGUACUUCUUCAUUUGUUUGCCGGUUGUCCUAGUUAUGUACAGUUUGUGGUCCACUUUCAGAGCAAUCUAUAGUGUUGCAAACUGAAUUACUACUGAUUUGUCUUAUGGAUACAAAUCUGAAAAGAAUUUUAUGCCAGCACAGAUAAACCAUCCACCUUUGAUGAUUUCUACAGUGGGAAUGAGGCCUUGCUUAUUUGUAAAUAGCUUUGGAAGUCGAUUAGUAGCCUAAGUAUCUUGUGUGUAUGCUUAUAUGCUUUAUGGCAUAUUUCCUGUACCAACAAUAUAAUAUAAAUG
This is a messenger RNA of Triticum aestivum (bread wheat), 1435 nucleotides long. RefSeq names its product cactin-like. The record is from RefSeq and is a predicted model, not a curated record. NCBI's taxonomy places the organism in Eukaryota, Viridiplantae, Streptophyta, Magnoliopsida, Poales, Poaceae. The coding region runs from base 330 to 1079 and encodes 249 amino acids. The transcript is spliced from 2 exons.